AUGAAAGUUAAAACAAUAAGUCGGUCAUCUGAUAAUUAUGUACCAGUUAGAAAUACUCAAGAAUCAUCAUUACCUAGAAAUUUAAAUCCUGCGUUACAUCCAUUUGAAAGAGCAAGAGAAUAUACUAGAGCAUUACAAGCUACUAAAUUAGAAAGAAUGUUUGCACAGCCAUUUAUAGGUCAGCUUGGUGAUGGUCAUAGAGAUGGAGUAUAUACAUUAUCCAAAAAUUUUAAAAACCUAUCACAAUUUGCAAGUGGUUCCGGUGAUGGUGUUAUAAAAUAUUGGGAUCUUGUAAGUCGUGAUGAAAUUAUAAGUUUUAAAGCACAUCAUGGUAUGAUUUCUGGAUUAUGCUUGACUCCUCAAAAUCAAAUGUUGAGUUGUGGUAAUGAUAAAUAUAUUAAAUUAUGGUCAGUAGAUACUGAUGAUUUUGAAAAUAAUAUAAAUGAUAAUGAAAUCUAUGAAAGUAAAAAUAAUGGACUUAUUAAAACAUUUAUUGGAGAGCAUUCAUUUUCUAGUAUUGAUUAUCAUCACGAUAAUAAAGAUUUGUUUGUUACCGGAGGUGCUCAAAUUCAAUUAUGGGACAUAAAUCGAUCAAAAUAUAUUUCAAAUUUAUCAUGGGAUAUAAAUAAUGUAUCAAAAGUUAAAUUUAAUAGAACUGAAACUAAUAUAAUAGCAAGUUUAAGUGGUGGGAGCGAAAAUAAUAUAAUAUUAUAUGAUUUAAGAACAAAUACACCAAUUCAAAAAUGUAUAACCAAUUUGAAAAACAAUUGUAUCUGUUGGAAUCCAAUGGAAUCAUUCAAUUUUGUCACUGGUAAUGAAGAUCAUAAUGCUUAUUUAUGGGAUAUGAGAAAAUUAAAAAAAUCGUUGAAUAUAUAUAAAGAUCAUGUUGGUGCAAUUAUGGAUAUUGAUAUAAGUCCAACUGGUCAAGAAUUAAUAACAGGUUCAUAUGAUAAAACAUUAAGAAUUUAUAAUAUAAAUGAAGGUCAUUCAAAGGAUAUAUACCACACGAAGAGAAUGCAAAAAAUAUUUUGUUGUUCUUAUUCAAUGGAUUCAAAAUAUAUUUUAACAGGUUCAGAAGAUACAAAUAUUAGAAUUUGGAGAUCAAAUGCAUCUUCAAGAUCUGCAAUUAAAUCAUCAAAACAAAGAUCUAAAUUAGAAUAUGAUGAAAAAUUAAAAGAAAAAUUUAAAUAUAUGCCUGAAAUAAGAAGAAUUUCAAAACAUAGACAUGUUCCAAAAGUGGUUAGGCAAGCUCAAGAAAUUAAAAGAAUUGAAAUUGAUAGUUUGAAAAGAAGACAAAAUAAUAAUAAAAGAUAUAAUAAAGAUUUACCUAAUUUAUCUGAAAGAGAAAAACAUAUUAGAGGUUUAGCAAUAAAGGAUAAAGAUGAGGAAUAG
Molecule: messenger RNA, 1392 nt
Organism: Insectozyma verbasci
Lineage: Eukaryota; Fungi; Ascomycota; Pichiomycetes; Serinales; Debaryomycetaceae
Source: the annotation of a GenBank genome assembly